Molecule: messenger RNA, 2634 nt
Organism: Dovyalis caffra
Lineage: Eukaryota; Viridiplantae; Streptophyta; Magnoliopsida; Malpighiales; Salicaceae
Source: the annotation of a GenBank genome assembly
AUGAGUUCAGGCAAUAGCCGGAGGAAUGCGCGAAUCAGAACGAAGUCCUGGACAGAAGCAAAUGACGUCGACGAUGACAACAAUUCUGUUCGCAACAGAAAACCUAGACGAAGAGAUAGAAGUAAAAAUGAGAAUUCGAUUGGAAUUCUGAAGGUUGAUAUAAAAAUCAUGCUAGGCAUUAGCGUAUUGGGUUUCUUCGUUAUUUUUUUGUUGAUUCGCAAUCUUAUUAUAAAGCCUGCUGAACAAGCACAAAGACCUAGGGUUGUCACUCCAUUUCCUUCUCCUAAACUCAUGGACCUUCCUCAAUUUCAAGGAGAGCACAAAGAGAGCUUGUAUUGGGGAACUUAUCGUCCUCAUGUUUAUCUCGGAAUUCGCGCUAGGACUCCUCGGUCUUUGAUUGCUGGAUUGAUGUGGGUUGGUGUGAAGGGUGGAAUGUAUCAUAUGCGGCACGUGUGUCAAGACUCUGAUGAGCUUAACACGUAUGGCUGGACGCAGCAUAAUGGUCGUGAUUUUGGACAUCAGGUGUUGGUUGAUCAGGGAUUGAAGUUAGCUACGAGUUUCUUGAAAUCCAAGAGUGAAGGGAGUGGAUAUGGAGGUGAUUGGGCAGUUCGAAUUGAUGUGCAAACUGACAAAUCUGGGUGGGAUAAUGAAAUGCUGAGACAUGGGCAUCUGUUCUUCUAUUUGGCUGAUGAAAGUGGACGUGCCCUAAGUUUAACAGGAGAUACCUUAGACGUUGAUAAGAACUCUCUUUUAGCAUCAGGUUCACGGUCUGAUGUUGGGAAUUGGCAGCUGCAUUUGGAAUCCAAGGAUGUUUUGGAGCUCCACUAUUCUGGUUUCAGGACACCCCAUAUUCAUAAUUUAUCUGAUCUUGUCCUGCAAAAUCUUGGAGCCCAAGUAAGAAAGUUUGGCCAACUGCUGCUAUCUGACUCUUCCGAAGAUUAUCCAAACAUUCUAGUUUUUCAGAUUUCUGCAAGUAUUCCUUUCAAAGCAGAUAUUGCUUUUAUAUCUGGAACUGAAGUGAAAACUUCAAAUGUAGAAGGACGUGUGAGCAGGCUUACAGGUACCUCGUUGACAAGUCAGCUACAAGAUAAGCAAACAGAGUUUGAUUCCAAAUUUGAGCGGUGCUUUAAUGUUGCUGACAAGCUUGAAUCUGAAUUCACAAUUGUUGGAAAGGCAGCUCUCGCCAAUAUGUUGGGAGGCAUUGGCUACUUUUAUGGUCGAUCAAAGAUUUCAUAUCCUGGAAGUUCUAAUUUAGGAUUCCAUGUGCCGUAUAGUGUGGGGACGGGUACUGUUCCAAGCAGACCAUUCUUUCCAAGGGGAUUUCUAUGGGAUGAAGGUUUUCAUCAACUGUUGAUCUGGCGUUGGGAUAUCCAGAUAUGUUUGGAUAUUCUUGGACACUGGUUAGAUUUAAUGAACAUUGAUGGAUGGAUUCCACGGGAGCAAAUUUUGGGUUCUGAAGCUCUAAGUAAGGUUCCAGAGGAAUUUGUUGUUCAGCAUCCAACUAAUGGAAACCCCCCAACCCUAUUUUUGGUUAUUCGUGAUCUGCUUGAUGGAAUGGAGAAAGACAAGUUCACUGCCACUGAAAGCAAUGAGAUCACUUCCUUCUUAGAACGGGCUUUUGUUCGCUUGGAAGCUUGGUUCCAGUGGUUCAACACUACUCAGAAAGGGAAAGAGAUGAACAGCUAUUAUUGGCACGGGAGAGACAACAAAGCAGCAAGGGAACUAAAUCCAAAGACACUUUCCUCUGGGCUGGAUGAUUAUCCUCGUGCUUCACAUCCAAGUGAGGAAGAACGACAUGUGGAUCUUAGGUGCUGGAUGCUUCUCGCUGCAAAUUGUAUGCACUCCAUUACACAGUUGCGUAAGAAGGAUAAUAAGCCUGAAAAGGAAUAUGGUUCAACUGCUAAGCUACUAUCAGAUUUUGAAAUGCUGAAUCAGAUGCACCUUGAUCCUUCGGUUGGAGCUUAUUUUGAUUUUGGAAACCAUACAGAAAAGUCAAUACUGAUUGGUGCUGGACUACAAUUUGCUAGUCCUACUAUUAUAUCUAAUGAAGAUGGUAAAAUUACUGGCUUAGUAUUCUUGCAUGUUCUCAUGGUUCGUUUAAGUUGGAAAGAGACAACUGUGGGAACUCGAGAACUUGUUCGUGAUGUACUAGAAAGGCCAGUAUUAAGACUUGUUCCUCAUAUUGGAUAUGUCAGCCUUUUUCCAUUCAUGGGGAAGAUUAUUCCAUCUGAUUCAUGGAUUCUGGAGAAACAGCUUGAUCUCAUUUCAAACAGUACCAUUUUAUGGACAGACUAUGGACUCCGUUCUCUUUCCAAAACAAGUUCUAUGUACAUGAAACGCAACACGGAGCAUGACCCACCGUACUGGAGAGGCCCAAUUUGGAUGAACAUGAAUUACAUGAUUCUUUCUUCACUCUUCCACUACUCCAAAGUGGAUGGACCAUAUAGAGACAGAGCCAGGGUAAUCUAUGAUGACUUGAGGGGUAAUUUGAUUAGGAAUGUGGUUCAAAACUAUCACCAAACCGGGUUUUUGUGGGAACAGUAUGACCAGAAGAAGGGUAAAGGAAAGGGUGCGCGCCUGUUUACUGGUUGGACGUCACUUGUGCUACUGAUAAUGGCAGAAGCUUAUACUUAA